CCUUGCACCAGAUACUAUUAGUAGUGCAAAUGCACUGAAACAGAUAUUCACUUUUUCCUGGAAAUUAGCUGGUGGACAAGGAAAUCCUGCUCUAGCCAAUGAAGCUACAGCAAUCGCCAUCAGUGUCUAACACAAAACAUUGAUUGCUUUAAGCAAUGGGAUGUUCUCUACAUGGAGAAUCUUGAAGCUAGCGUUUCUCUUCUUAAAAAGCUUGUGGACGAAUGGAAAGUUCAUCCCCUCAAACUAUCAUCAUCACCGAGUGAUACUCUCACUAUCAAGCAUGCUAUGAAUAGCUUCAAGAUGAAGAUGACAUCCUCAGCUUUCGAUAACCAAGCAACUGAUGUUGAAAUGGAAGGUGAACACCAAGAGUACCAAGAGACAUUUGCGGCUGCAAAUGCAACAUCUGGAGCAUCAUCUCAGGCGCAGAAGGUGAAGAAGAUGGUUGUGCCUAGGUCUACUGUGUGGGAACAUUUCACCCGAAACAAAGAGAAUCGAAACAAGUGUGUCUGUCACCAUUGCCAGAAGAUCUUUUCAUGUGCAUCCAAGUCAGGAACUUCUAACCUGAAGCAGCAUCUGCAAAUUUGCAAAGAGCACAUAGCGUGGUUAACUUCUCAGAAAAAGAAUCAGCAGCAGAUUGGUAAUGGAGGCAAACUGAAGGCAUCGAAACUGACUGAAGCGAUUUUCAAAGAAGCUUGCAACGAGCUGGUGGUGUUAGCAGAAUUGCCACUUUCAUUCAGUGAAAGUACUUCUUUUAAGCACUUCUGCGACAAGGUUUUGCCUUUCAAGCCCCACUCAAGAAGGACAUUGACAAGGAACAUUGUGGAGAUGUUUGUGAAAAAGAAAGCAGCGCUGAAGAACUUACUCAUCACGAGUAAACAAAGAGUUUCACUGACAACUAAUAUUUGGGUAUUUCAAGUGACAGGUGCAAGUUAUAUGGUUAUCACUGCACAUUUCAUUGACGAGCAGUGGCAGCUGAAGAAGUUAAUCAUUGGCUUCAAGUGUGUCAUGGAUCACAAAGGUUAUACAAUCUCUAAUGUUAUUUUAGAGUGUUUAGCUGACUGGGGUCUUGAGAGGGUGUUUUGCAUCACAGUAGACAAUGCAACCGCAAAUACUUCUGCUAUUAAGAGGUUUCAUGAGAGCUUUAUUUCCAUUUCCUCUGAUGCUUUUGUAUUAGACGGGAAUUUUUUACACAUGAGGUGUGCGGCUCAUAUUAUAAACUUGAUAGAUAAGGAGGGUUUAGGUGAUUUAAGUGAGAAUGUGUUAGCUAUCAGGAAUGCUGUUCAGUAUGUUAGGUCCUCAACCACUAGGUUAAAUGCCUUUGAUCAGAGAGUCACAAAUGGUAAGAUGACUCGUGCUAGCUUGCCCCUGGAUGUAAAGACUAGGUGGAAUUCAAAUUUCCUUACGCUAUCUAGAGCAUUACAGUUUAAGGUAGCAUUUGAUAGAAUGGAAGCAGAAAAUAGGCUGUACAAUGACUAUUUUAUAGAGGUAGAUAAUGGGGCAAAGAGGUGUGGACCACCUGAUUCUUGGGACUGGAAAGCUGUUGAGAAGCUUAUCAGGUUUAUGGUCAUAUUUUACAAUAGCACCUUGGUUGUCUCUGCCUCAUCUAAGGUCAAUGCUUUCAAAUGCUAUGGUGAGAUAGUGACAAUUGAGAGAAAUCUCACUGGUUUAGCUAGUAGCGUUGACUCUGAGUUGAAGUUGAAGGCAUCGGAAAUGUUGCAGAAGUUUUUAAAGUAUUGGGAUGGCAUCAAGGGUGUCAACAAAAUGUUGAUCUUAGCAACCAUCUUCGACCCUACACAGAAGAUGCAUUUCGCGAAGCUCUGUUUCGAGAAGCUGUAUGGGAAAGAUAGCUUCGAGGCUAAGGAAAUGGCAAAGACGGUGACUGAUCUUCUCACAUCCAUGUUUAAGGAGUACAUCAUGCGUUUGAAAGUAGCUUCUGUACAAGCAUCACAGCCAACAGAAGCUUCUGGCGUCUCUGCUCAAGACUCUCAAGAAGAAGGAGUAGAAAGAAUGGAACUGGUGGUUGAGGAUUUCGGUUAUGAAAGGAUGGAUGCUGUGUACAACGAACUUGUUGCAGAAAAAGGUGAAGACACUAGGGAUGAGCUUGAAGUUUACUUGAAAGAGGCGGUUGAGAACCCAAAGCUCUUACCGGGAAUGGAGUUUGACAUUCUGUCGUGGUGGAAGGUGCAUAAAAUGAAGUAUUCGGUCCUUGCAGAGAUGGCGAGAGAUCUGUUGGCUAUGCAGGUUUCAUCAGUGGCAUCAGAAAGUGCAUUCAGCACAAGUGGGAGGAUAUUGGAGCCUUGUCGAAAGCUGCUUGACUCACUACAUGAUAGAGGUUCUUAUGUGUACUGA
Molecule: messenger RNA, 2349 nt
Organism: Brassica oleracea var. oleracea
Lineage: Eukaryota; Viridiplantae; Streptophyta; Magnoliopsida; Brassicales; Brassicaceae
Product: zinc finger BED domain-containing protein RICESLEEPER 2-like
Exons: 5
Coding region: 172-2349 (725 amino acids)
Molecular function (GO): DNA binding; protein dimerization activity
Source: RefSeq, a predicted model, not a curated record